CUGGCUGCCCUGGCGCUGAGCAAGGUUUGCCGCGAAACCGGUGGUCGAGGUUACGCCGCGCCGAGAGCGGAGCGUGACCGCCGCGCCGAGUCACGUGGGCCGACCUGGCGCUGGGACGGAAAGAGUAGGAAAACUUCUUCCGGGUCACUGUCGCUGCUGUCACCCUGGGGCGGGAAUUUCUUUUCCUCUUCCCUGCAAACUUAGAGGCUGCACGGGCUUAAGGUGCCUGUGAUUUGAGGAUGAGUUCCCAGAAAGGCAACGUGACUCGGUCCAGGCCUCAGAAGCACCAGAAUACGUUCACCUUCAAAAAUGACAAGUUUGAUAAGAGUGUUCAGACCAAGAAAAUUAAUGCAAAGCUUCAUGAUGGUGUUUGUCAGCGCUGCAAAGAAGUUCUUGAAUGGCGGGUAAAAUACAGCAAAUAUAAACCACUGUCAAAGCCUAAGAAAUGUGUUAAGUGUUUGCAGAAGACAGUAAAGGACUCUUACCACAUAAUGUGUAGACCAUGUGCUUGUGAACUUGAAGUUUGUGCAAAAUGUGGAAAGAAAGAAGAUAUCGUUAUUCCGUUUAAUAAAGAAAUUUCAGAAAUUUCUGAAAAUCAAGGUUUUAACCAUGGAAGAAGCUGCAAAAGGGAAGAAGACAGUGAUGAGGACUUUGGUGCUGAGACUGACUCAGAUGGCGAAGAUGGAGACACUCACGCCUGAGAGCAUCGAGUCAGCUGCAGAGGGCUCAGCAAAUGCACUGACACCCUAACGAGGGAGUCAGAAAAGGCUAUUCGUUAGGCAGAACUGGAUCAUGAGCAACAUCAAUUAUUUAUAACAUUUGAGUAACAGAAUCUUUCAUGUUUUCACUAUGACACUUAAGCUGCAUAUACAGAACAUGUGUGGAAACACAGUGGCAUGUAUAAUCUAUGGAAGCUGUUUAGAAAAACAUAUUACCUAAUGUCAAAUUAUCAGUGCUGAGAACUGGUGAUUGUAUCAGAACUAGCUCAUGGAAAACUAAGAUGGUUGGCUUAGGGUGCCUUUCCAUAGCUUAAUCUCAAGUGUAUGGAUUCCUUAGCAAAAGCCCCCUUACAGCUUACAAAGCAAACAGGUUAUUUUUAUACACACAAAAUCAUGUGUUGUGAUUUUCCUUCAAAAAUAUUUUUAUAUACUUCUUCCUGUUUUUCCUUUAUCUUUUCUACUUGAGAAAUACAUAGGAAAAAAAUACAUAGUUACUAACCAGAAAGAGAAAAAAAUCCAACAUUCAUGCCCAAGUGGAGAUCUUUGCAGGAUCAGAAGCUCCUGUGAGCUUCUUCCUCAUAAGCUUAUCCAUCUCAGAAUUUCAUUGUCCUGAAUUAUCACUUUAUUGCCAGUGUUUCUACUUGUAAAUAGUGUAAGUUGGCUUCAUGUGAUUAUUGAAAAAUGUGUCCUUGUGUUUAAAAUCCCAAAACUAUAGAAAAGUAGCCAAGCAGUACAAUGAACUUUUCUAUACUUUUUAGCCUAAUCUCCACGUAUGUAUAUAUGAUAUGUAUGUGCAUGUACGAAUGUGUGAAUAUAUUGGAUGACUUGUUGAAAUAAAUGUGAAAUUCCGGUUUUGGA
Molecule: messenger RNA, 1577 nt
Organism: Meriones unguiculatus (Mongolian gerbil)
Lineage: Eukaryota; Metazoa; Chordata; Mammalia; Rodentia; Muridae
Gene: C1H9orf85
Product: chromosome 1 C9orf85 homolog
Exons: 4
Coding region: 240-701 (153 amino acids)
Source: RefSeq, a predicted model, not a curated record